CGAUCCCUUGCUUCUCUUUCCCUAGAAUUUCACAAUCGUAUACAUCUUUGCACGGAUUUUCAAUUUCUCCUUUUCAUCUUAUGUUUCUCAAUCUCGCAUAGGAUUAAGUAUCACCGGAUAGUCGAAUAACACAGUAGUUAUGAUAUGAACAUGGCGGAAGAUUGUUUUUCUUUCCAAAUCUAGAUAUUCUUUGUUUUCCUUACUUCUUAAUAAUCUUUUCAGCAACUCAACUGAUUAGAGGGCAAAGAAAUAGGAGUUGGGUAUGGUUGGAUUUCUAAGAUUUCGUGUUUCGUUGUCUGCAAUACUCUCUAGAAGAUCUCCAACUCAAGACCUUGGUCAAGGUCUUGACUUGGGUAAAUUUUCUCAUUUUGGAUUGAAGCUGCGUUUUGGUUCUUCAGACCCAUCUUCUACUUUGGUGCCGAAAACUGUGGGAAACAAUGUUGGUAUCUUCUGGGACUUGGAUAACAAGCCACCCAACUCAUUUCCUCCUUACGAGGCCGCUGUUAAACUUAGGACUGCGGCAUCUGCAUUUGGCAUUAUCCGAUAUAUGGUUGCUUAUGCCAAUCGCCAUGCCUUUAGUUAUGUCCCACCUGUAGUUAGAGAGCAAAGGAAAGAGAGGAAGGCGCUGGAUCAGUUAGAGAAAAAAGGAAUAAUUAUGCCUGCUGAGCCGUACUUAUGUCGAGUCUGUGGCAGGAAAUUCUAUACGAAUGUCAAGCUCGUUAAUCACUUCAAGCAACUUCAUGAACGGGAACAGAUGAAACGGAUGAAUAGGUUGGAGUCUGCAAGAGGAAAGCAGAGGGUAAAGUUGGUUGCCAAGUUUUCCAUGAAGAUGGAGAAGUAUAAAAAAGCUGUCAGGGAUGUUUUAACUCCGAAGGUUGGAUAUGGUCUUGCUGAUGAGCUCAAGAGGGCAGGUUUUUGGGUUCAGACUGUGUCGGAUAAGCCUCAAGCAGCGGAUAUUGCAUUAAGAAAUCGUAUGGUGGAAAUGAUGGACAAGAGACGGGUAGAGUGUUUGGUUCUUGUUUCAGAUGAUUCUGAUUUUCUGGAUGUUUUGAGAGAAGCAAGAUUGAGAUGUCUGAAGACAGUUGUUGUAGGGGAUAACAACAAUGGAGAUCUCAAGAGAUGUGCUGAUGUGGGGUUUUCAUGGAAGGAAGUCCUGCUGGGGAAGGCUAAAAAAGAGGCUUCAUCAGUAUUGGGGAAGUGGAAGGAUCGUGAUGUCCUGAAGAGACUUGAGUGGACAUACAAACCAGGAUUGGAGAGAAAGGAAUAUGAUUUUGAUGCCUCCGAAUAUGAGAGCGAGGAUGGGGACAUUGAAGAAAAUCUCUCUAUGGAAGUUGAGGAUCUGGUUGAGAAGGAAGAUGUGAGGCCUUGGUGGGAACUAGUCUCUGAUACUGAAGAUACGGCUGGGAAAUUGUUUAAAUAAUUGGUUCCUGUCAUGUGCACUAAAAGGGUAUUUUUAGCUUGGUAAAACUCACUUAUGUUACCAGGUCUUUGUGUCACUUUAAUUUUAUGAAGGUCCAAAACCUUGUAAUUCCCAUUCUUUUAAGUAAACAGGGAAAGCUAUGAGCUAUUUAAUUUAAGGAACCGUUCUUUGUCUUACUUUUGGCUAUUCAAGUUAGAGGCAAAAUUUACUAGACAUCUACUAGAAUAAGGUUUUUGUUUUAUUUCCUUAUUCACUCUUUUGUGAAAAUAGUUAUGAGCUAUUUAAGGCAACAUUUCAGUCUUACUUUUGGCUAUUCAAAUGAGAGAAGUUCUAUCUGCAAACAUCUGCUACUUUCUUUUUCCACUCUUUUUCAUCUAACGCAGAUAGACCCUCUCUCUCUCUCUCUCUCUCUCUCACACACACACACACGCGCGCGCGCGCGCGUGCGCACGCCCACACACACACACACACUUUAUCUCUCUCCCUUUGAUUUUUUUUAAACAUAUUCUCAUACCUCACCUCUUGCUCAUAACACAUCAUAUAUGCAGAAGCUUUAUUGAAUGCAUGUGAUGAUCUGCCUUUUUUAAAGUACAUUAGUGGUUUUGAUUAUCCAGUUAGUAUGUUCUAGUGCUUUCUUGCCCAUUUUUUUAAACCUAUGGGUUGAAUGAAGUAUUUAGUAGGAAGACCACAUAACAACUUCAAGUAUGAUGGGGAGGAACAUGACCUAAUGUGGCAGAUACAUAAAUGGAGCCAGUUCACCUCUCUCUCUCUCUCACACACACACACACAUACACACAUACACACACAAACUGAUCUAUUUCUGUUUCUAUAGUUCAAAGGUUGCCUCAGGAAAGAAAGAAAAGAAGUAUAUUAUCAAGUUACUUUAAGACCUUAGAGGGUUAGAAUAAUGAACUAAUUUACAUAACUUUUUUUCUUUGAAAGGUAAAUAAAAUGAUUGUAUUACUGAAAGGGAGAGAACUCCCAAUAGAUGCAACAAAAGGCCCUUUAAGAAAAAGGAAAAGCUCCUUAGGGGGUUAGAAUAAUUACAGCUUGUGCCACUAUCCUGCAUGGAAGUUAUCUUGACAAGAAUGAAAUACAUUCUGCAAAUAAAGUUGAUUACUUCAGGGAGAAAAUUUGAUGGUUUUGAACCAAACCUUUUCUUUCUUUGAGGACAGGUCUGCUUUGCUAUGGUGAGCCUCUAAUGUUGCCAAAUAGCAGAUGAUGACAACAAUCAGAUUACAACUGUUUUUUCAGUGAACUACUGGUUUAAUGCUAAUGGUAUAACUGCUCGGUGGCAAAGUUGCAAUAAUUGCUAGUUUUAACAAUACCCCAUACAGAGCAAAGAAUAUCUUCCCACCUAAUAACCCUGAAAAAAGUAUAUACUCUGUUAUUGGUGAGCUACAUAUUGCAAUUAACAAAAAGAUUGUAUAAUUCUGACAUUAACUUGAUGGUGAUUGAUCUUUGCUUAGUGAAAAAUCUCUAAAAUUUCUCUUGUUGUCAACAAUAACCUUUGCUUUUUUUUUUUGUU
Molecule: messenger RNA, 2948 nt
Organism: Nelumbo nucifera (sacred lotus)
Lineage: Eukaryota; Viridiplantae; Streptophyta; Magnoliopsida; Proteales; Nelumbonaceae
Source: RefSeq, a predicted model, not a curated record